Messenger RNA from Paramecium tetraurelia, 6123 nucleotides. RefSeq lists its product as uncharacterized. NCBI's taxonomy places the organism in Eukaryota, Ciliophora, Oligohymenophorea, Peniculida, Parameciidae. The transcript is spliced from 4 exons. The record is from RefSeq and is a predicted model, not a curated record.
AUGAUUAUUUAAUUCCAGGUAAUUCUCCUCUACCUCUAAUUUGCAAAUUGUGAAUGGCUAUAGUUAGCAUAAUACCUCACGACUAAUAAGACGUUCAACAAUUUGGAUACAGAUGGAUUUAUAAAUAUCGAUGGAGACAAUAUCGGUUACUCUUAAUAUAUUAGUUGUGGUGAAAAUGGCAGCUAUAUUGUAUUAAAUCAAUCUCAAAGAAAUGUUUAAAACAAUAACUAAUUUUAUUGGAGUUAUUAAAUGUAUUUUAUCACAUUUGAGUUAAUAUUUUAUAAUUCUUGGAAAACCGGAGAUUUUGUAAAUUAUUCAUUCGGAUCUAACACAUUUAAGUUUGAUAGUAAUCCUAUUUCAGUUCCAUAAUAUUAUGAUUGGAAAUGCAUAAAUCAAAAAAGUUUUUAGUAAGUCUUAAAUGCGACCGUCGAUACUAAAUAUGUAUCUGGAUAUCAUAGCUUUAAUAUUUCAACAAGUUAAGGAAAUUUAGCCAUAAAAAAUCUUAUUAUUUCAGGAUUAAGAUGCUCCCCAUAUUGUUUGACUUGUUCUGGUGUAUCUGCUGAUCAAUGUUUAACAUGUGUUAUUUCUGGUAGCGCAAUUCCAAAUUGCCAAUAAACAGAAUGCGCGAUUGCAACACCUUAUAUAGUUAGGAAUUAAGCCUGUUUUAAAAAGUGCCAUAUUGAUUAAGCACUUUAUUUCAAAAGAUCAUGUGUUCCAUAUCCAAUCGCUUUGUUUAUGAAUCUAUAUAUAUCUCAAAAUACAACUCUGUUAUAAAAUAGAUGGUAACCCAUUUAUGAUAGAGAAAGUCCUGGAGCAGAUCCGUUAAAUAAUAUAGCUUUCGAAAAUUAUUAUAUUUAUGGAAUAUUUAAACACAAAUAAGGUUAUUUGAGUACACUUAAUUUGACUGAUUAAGGGACAUACUUAAUUGGAAUAAGAAUAGAAUUAAUACUUUUUAAUGCAAUGCCAGAUAAAAGUAGUAUAUCUUUAUAAAUAAAUGGAACUUACAAGGCACAUAUCUAUAAAGACGGAAGUGGGUUGAAAUUCGAUUAAUUUAUGAUUUAAAAUCAAGAAUCCAAGCCUGAUUUUACAUAUUCUGAUAUUUCCUACAAUAGCAACUAUUAUUAUGUAUUAUAUACAUAUGUAAAUAUUUCAAACUAUUUCAUAAUCAAAUUAGUCGGCAAUUAUCCUGCAUCAUCUUCAGCAGGUUGGGGAAUUCGGAGUAUAUAGAUUUCAUCAGGAUAAUGUCCACAAAAUUGUUAAAAAUGCGAUUCUUAGUUUAAAUGUUCAAUAUGCAAACAGAAUUAAUGGAUAACUGCAUCUGGCCAAUGCAGUAGCUGUUCGGAGAAUUACUAAAAAAAAAUUAAUGCUACUUAUUGUUAAGGACUAGACGAUUAAACUCCAUAUUCUGAAUACCUAGUGAAAGAGUUCAUAGAUUUAUCCAUAAAUCCUGAAACAUACAAAUAUUACGAAUUAUUACAUCAAUAAGGAUCUAACUUUUUCAAAGGGGAAGGAAUAUUUUAUUCUAUUUGGAAUUAGAAAUUUAGAAUAUUUGGAGGGCCAUAGAUUUGGGCAUAAGCAAAGUUUUAAAGGAUCUAUGAAAUAAAUGAUCCUCAUCAUAGUGUAUCAUUUGCCUUUAUUAUUAUUUUUGGUCCGACUUUUCCAGAAAAUGGAUUGUUCAUCUUUUACUUAGAAAAUUAAAUUUAAUUUGAGAUUACUUCUACUGAUCAAGAAAUAACUUUUGAAUAUCUGUAUCUCCACACAGCUAAAACUUUAAAUGUUCAAUGGGAAUGCAAGGGUCCAAAUAAUGAACCAUUUAAUGCAUAUUGUGGAUUUUAUAAGUACUAUCUUGCUGUUCAUUAUUGUUAACCUGGUUGUUAGUCAUGUACAAAUUAAAAUGUUUGUUCAACAACUAUCACUCCUGCGAGCUGUUUAGAUGGUAAAUAUUUAGAUAUCUAUAAAAAUGAAUGUAAGUAGUGUUCAAAGAAUUGUAAACUAUGUACUUCAUUGUAGAAUUGUCAAGAAUGCUUGGAUGGCUAUAUAGAUCCUUCUUUAGGCUGCAUUUGUGAUAUAAAAAAAUUCGAAGAUACUAGUGGAUGUUCAGAUUGCAGUUAAGAUUGCAAUUAAUGUAUAAAUCAAAUAUUUUGUUUGGAAUGUAGGCCUGGUAGCUUUAAAGUGCUAGUGAAUAAUGAAUGUGUAUGUUAAGAUGGCUACUUUGAUGAUUCUACAGUAUGCAAAAAUUGUAUAACAAAUUGUAAGAAAUGCACAAACAAUUCAGAUUGCAGUGAAUGCUUUGAAGGAUUCAUAAAAAGAGAUCCAGUUUAAUGUGAUUAAGAUUCUAAUUUUUAUUAAUCUACUCUCCUUUAACAAAUGUUUCCUUGUCCUACUAAUGGUAGUUGCAAUCCUUGUUCAUCAAAUAGUAAUUGUAAUUGUGGUGAUCAAAUAAUAUACGAUUCUGAAUAGUGUGAUGAUGGUAAUUAAAUAGAACAUGAUGGUUGCCAUAAUUGCUAAUUUUCAGUUUAAGUAGAGUGUACGAUGUAGAUUAAUGGAAAAUGCCAUGAAUGUGCAACUUUAGGAUGGUAUUUGGAUUAAACUACUUUCACUUGUAAGGAAUAAUGUAGGGAUGGACUUAAAGUAGGGACCGAAUAAUGUGAUGAUGCCACUGAUAAUACAAAUUGUUUUAAUUGUCGGUUUUUUUGUAAAAGUGAUUGUCAAAGCUGUGAUUUGACCAAAGGUGUUUGUACAAAAUGCAGAGAAGGUUUGGAAAUAGAAAAAAAUUAUUGCAAAAAUAAAUGUGGAGACGGUAUCAUUGUGUCAGCUCCAGAUAUUGAUUAUUACGAAGAAUGUGAUGAUGCUAAUAACUAGGAUAACGAUGGUUGUAGUAAAGGGUGCAAGUUUUAAUGUUAAAAUAUUAGUAUUUGUAAAAUUUGUUUGAAUAAUUAAUGCUAAUAGUGUUAAUAUGGAUAUUUCCUAAAUAAGAUCAUGAAUAAAUGCGAAUGUGGAUUAUCUUGCCUUUCUUGUGAUUAUUCCUUUGGAAAAGGAUGCACUCAAUGUUAACAUGGGUAUGAAUUAAGGAAUAAGAUUUGCUAUCCAAUUUGUGGUGACUCUUACGUUACUUCUCAUGAGUAAUGUGAUGACGGUAAUAUGAAUAUUGAAGAUGGGUGUCAUUAAUGUUAGUACACUUGUGAAUAAACCUGCGAAUUAUGUUUGUUUGGAGAAUGUCUAUCGUGUUAUGAGAAGUAUUAACUCUAAAAUGGAAGAUGCCAACUAUUAAUUCUUCCUUAUUUGAAUUAAAGUGAGGAAGGGAUAGUGAAAGUAACUCUGUCUUAUGAAGAGUAACUCAAUCUAUUGAAAGAUUAAUAUUAUGAUUUUGAUUUAUUUGAGAAUUGUACCUAGAACAAUUGCAAUACAUAUAUAUCCUAUCUGGAUUUAGUGUAUUUGUUUCACAGAAUAAGAGUUGAUCUUCAAGGAAAUGAAGUGUCAGAGAAUUACAUUGAAAAAUAUGAACAAACUUGUCCAAUUAAUUGUGAAUCUUGUUUUCAUGGUUUGUGUAUCACUUGCACAUUAGGAUACCAUUUAGAUUUAGACAAUGACACUUGUAAUCCUAUUUGUGGUGAUCAAUACAUCACAAUUGAAGAGUUAUGUGAUGAUGGAAAUAAUAUCAUUUAAGAUGGAUGUUUCAAUUGUCAAUACUAAUGUUAAGAGGUGUGCACAAAUUGUUAAUAUGGAAGAUGCAAAGCAUGCAUUGAAUCCUAUUUUUUUGAUAUCAAGAAAGGUAGAUGUUUGGAAAGAACGAUUUGCUUUGAAUCAUAAGGAUAUUAUUAUGAUGGCAAAUAGAAUAAUUGCUAUUCAAAAUGUGGGGAUUCUAUAAAAGCAGGAAAAGAACAAUGUGAUGAUGGAAAUGUUACUCCCUAUGAUGGAUGCUUUGAGUGUCAAUAUUAAUGUGAAUUAUUAUGUUAGACUUGUUAACAAGGUAGAUGUGUUGAUUGUUAAAUUGGUUAUAAAUUAUCAAUGGACAAAUGUAUAACAGAUUGUGGAGAUGGAUUGAUACUUGGUUCUGAAUAGUGUGAUGAUGUUAAUACUAUACCAAGAGAUGGAUGCACUAAUUGCCUAAUUGACCCUGGAUUUAAUUGCAUAACAUUAGAUAAAAAGAGCUAUUGUUACACUUGUAAAUCUUAUUGUAAUAAAUGCGAGUACAUUAAUGGUUAGAUAAAUUGUAUCAGUUGUUAGAAAGGAUAUUUCUUAGCAAGUAACGAGUGUAUUAAAUGCUCAGAUUAAUGUGAAGAAUGUCUAAAUAGUCCUAAUAAUUGUAUUAACUGUAAAAUAGAAAAUUGUUAAAAAUGUGAUAAUAAAGAAGGAUUCUAUAGUGAUUUUAAACUCAAAAAAUGUAUUACCAAAUGCGGUGAUAUGAUAGUUGCUGGUCAAGAAUAAUGCGAUGAUGGCAAUAUCAUAAAUAAUGAUGGCUGCAAUUCUUAAUGCGAAUUCGAAAAAGGAUUCACGUGUUACAAUAAUCUCUGUUAAAAGAUUCAAUAGAAAUAUAUAGAAUUUAAUUAUUCCAACACCACUACUACUAACUGUUUGCACUUGAAGGGAGAUUUAGAUUUUAAAUCUAUUUGUCCCAAAAUUACAAGUGAAAUUGAUUUAUUUGCAACAUAUGAAUUCAAUUACACACUAACUCCAUUUGAGAUUAAUAAAACAUAAAGCCAGUAUGGAUGUGAAAUCUAGUUUCAAUUCUUCAAAACCAUUACGGAAACCAACCUAAUCCAUUUGAUAAUCCCAUUGAGUGUUGACGGAUAAAGACUGUUGGAUGAAUACAGAAUUACCAUCAUUCCAAGAAAAUAGAUCUACUAUAGUUAAGAACAAAAAUAAUAAGCCGAGAGUGUUGUUGCCACAUCCAAUAAAUUUUAACUCCUACUAUAAUUCACUGGCCCAAUUUCAAUCCUCCUUGGAGGCAUCAGCUUUUUUUGGACUAUCCUUGAAAUCCUUACUUGGAUUAAUAAUUUCUAUUUUCUUAACAUAGAGUAUCCUCUCAAUGUUAAGAUAUUCUUUUAAAAAUUUUAAUGGGAUGAUAUAUUUUAUAUUCCAGAUUUUGUUUCCUUGAAUACACCAAAUGAUCCAUUCUACUUUUAACCCCCGCUCAAAUUUCAAGAAAAGAAUGUCAAUCCUUUAUUUAUCAAAAAUAUCCAAAUAUUCAGUUGCUUAAUUUCCAUAGCUAUUAUAAUCUAUUUCAUAUCUAUUAUUACAAUUAAAUUGUUCAAACUCAAGUUGAGAUCCAAUCAAUUUUUGAGUCAUAAAAUAUAUAUUUUCACAAAGUGUUAAUUAGAAAACUAAUAGCCUAAUACUACACAAAAUAAGCAAAGUCAAGCUCUCAAUAAAAACGUAAAAAAUCUUCCUUAUUUUGCUUUACUGAUUUUUACAACUGCUCUUGAUUAUUAAUACAAUUUUUGGUCUAAAAUUCAAUCAAUCAUAAACUUGUUAUUACUGGAUAUAUUUAUGGCUUGCAUCCUAUAAUUAUACUGCCCAAAACCCAAUAAUCAUUAUAUUAUUGUAAUUAACAAUUUUUUAGCUGUUUGCUUCUUAAUCCUUAGUUUAGUGAUUUAUUAUGUUUACCUGUAUGUAAGCUCUAAGCAUUAGUUGCUUUUGAAUCACUCAAUAUUUAAAAAGAAAUACCUAUCUAUUUAUGAAGCACUGAACUUUAAAAAUAAAACUGCCUUGCGAUAUUGCUACUUUAAUAUGAUCAGAAAAUUUGCCUUCAUUCUCUUCCUUGUGGUGUUAUACGACAAACCAAUAAUUUAAACAACUUUUUGUUGUUUAUCUUGCUUUAUGAAUCUGGCCUUUUUGUUCUAUUAAAAUCCUUUUAACUCAAAAAGUGUAUUUAUUUAAAUAGGAAUUCCUGAAGUUUGCAUCUUCUUCAUUGUAUCACUAGCAGUGGUCAUAGCAUUUAAUGAUUUACACAAUAUUCUAAGUGAUGCUGCAAAAUAACUGAUUGGGUGGAUGAUAAUUGUUCUAAUGUCGCUUUCAAUUGCAAUCUAAAUGAUAUUCCUGCUGAUAGAAUUUUAUCAUAGAUUGAAAUCCAAUUUUAAAAGUCUCAAAUAUCUUAUUUGCCCAUAAAAAUAGUAAUCAUGA